Molecule: messenger RNA, 2272 nt
Organism: Toxorhynchites rutilus septentrionalis
Lineage: Eukaryota; Metazoa; Arthropoda; Insecta; Diptera; Culicidae
Exons: 2
Coding region: 2-1123 (373 amino acids)
Biological process (GO): DNA replication, removal of RNA primer
Molecular function (GO): nucleic acid binding; RNA-DNA hybrid ribonuclease activity
Source: RefSeq, a predicted model, not a curated record
CAUGAAUCCAUUGGUGAUUGAUAACUUCGAAAAUCUACUCCAACUGACUCCUCAGUCAAGUUUUAUGUCUUUAUACCAUGAGUACCUUACCCAUGAAGUGCACCCUUCACCGGGCAUCUCCAACCAAGUUUGCUUCCCAUACUUUUGCAAUUCCUCUGUCAAUUUUGAUCUGUCCAUGCGACCAAAGAUCCAUGGAAUCCCAGAUCAUCUACGCUCCGAUUAUAUUCCGGAGAUAUUUUAUGUAGAAUAUGGGAAAGUUAGAUCUGAUAAAAUGUUCUUUACUGACGGUUCAUGCAUAAACGGGUCCACUGGCUUCGGCAUCUUCAAUGAAAAUUCCCGUGCCUCUUUCAAACUCAAAGAUCCUUGUUCCGUGUAUGUCGCUGAACUGGGUGCGAUAUACUACGCUUUAGGGAUCAUUGAAACAUUGCCUAUCGACCAUUAUUUUAUUUUUUCAGACAGUCUCAGCUCAAUAGAGGCAAUCCGCUCAAUGAAAGUUGAUAAACGCUCAUCUUAUUUCCUAACAAGAAUAAGACAUCUAUUGAGUGUUUUGGUCGAAAAAUUAUUCAAGAUUACCUUAGCAUGGGUUCCCUCUCAUUGCUCGAUUCCGGGGAAUGAGAAAGCGGACUCGCUAGCUAAGGUGGGCGCUUCAGAAGACACACUUUUUGAAAGGCAAAUUGCUUAUAACGAAUUUUUUCACAUUCCUCGUCAGGACACACUCGUUAGUUGGCAGCGCAUGUGGAGUGAAGAUGAGUUCGGUCGUUGGUUACAUACGAUUAUCCCUAAGGUUUCGACGAAAGCUUGGUUUAAGGGAUUGAAUGUCGGUCGUGAUUUCAUUCGUGUGAUAUCUCGGCUUAUGUCCAAUCACUACAACCUAAACGCGCAUCUCUAUCGCAUUGGGCUCGCAGCAAACAAUCUUUGUGAUUGUGGCGAUGGCUACCACGACAUCGAGCAUAUUGUCUGGUCGUGUAUCCGGUUCCAUGUUGCUCGCUCUCAGCUCUCUAGAGCACUGAGAGCAAAAGGCAGACAAUCGGAUAUCCCCGUCCGGGAUAUCUUAGGUAGCCGUGAUCCUGAUCUUCUGCUUCAUCUAUACCUGUUCCUCAGAAACGCCGAUGUCAACGUUUAAUGAUGUUUCCUUCGUUGUGUCUCUGUUUCGUAUCCCUCCUAUCCGAUCUAUAAACUUUUACUUAGUCGCGGCAAUACAUACAUACACACACUCUUUACAGAUACACGGACCAAAGGUUGUGCAGUCCACUGAUGAUUCAACAAAAGCCAAAGGUUGUACCGCUCAUGACAACAUGACAACACGAGCUGAUGAUUGCGCCGGCUAGUGACCAUUCUAUCCUGGAUUCCUCGAGAAGACGCACCACGCUAGAUAUGGGGUACAGACUAGGGGGGCGUUGCUGAUUAAUGGUCAGCUGCAUCCCAAUAGGAAGUAUCCUGUGUCGGGCACAGGUACAGAUCAUUGAAGACAGCAACAUCACAAUUACGAAAACACUUGUAAUACUAACCUCGAGCCAACCGCGAGUAAUCGGUUACAUAUUACUAACAUAGUUAUAAGGCAAACAUUGUCGAAAUAUUGAACUCCCGGCCCCGUCAGGUUGACGCCAUAUGAGCCUUAAUAAAAAUAUAUAUUUUGGAUAAAAAAAAGCAGAUACAGUUUACGCGAGGAUGUUUUGAGUUUUGUUACAAGAUACGUUUCGGUGGAGAAAAAAUAUUUGGCAUGACGAGCUUUUCGGAAGAGCGUUUUUUAAACAAGAAAGAAGACAUGUGACUCCCAUUAUGCUAAACGUCCAUUACGGAAGAUGCUGUUAUGCGAAAUGUGCUGUUCCUGCUCAUUCAUCCUGUGCUAUCAGAACAGAUAAAUAAUUACAUCGCAUCACAAUCAAAUUACGUCACAUCAUAGAAGAAAUGGCGCUUGCGCCACUCCGUUUUUAUAGUUUUACGGGGCCAUUUUUUCACAUUUCUGUAAAACUCCACAGUUGUUUGAAAGGAUUUGGUAUUCUUUAUCGAUCUAUAAGAAAAAGUAAAAUGUCUAUUUUAGCGCUUGCGUCACUUUGCGAGAUUCGCGACUACAAAGCUGAAUUUGACAGCUUGUGUGCGUGAAGCGAAUGUCAACAAAGAAUUGCAAAAAGAAUGUGAUUUUUAAACGCACCGUUUUUAACGUUUUUUGCAGCAAUUUUCGUAAUGGAGCCAUCAGUCGGAGAAAAUGAAACCUGCUACGUGGCUGUGGAGUUUGCGGAUGUGUUCGAUUACGCUGCGGGUGGAAGCCGUU